Messenger RNA from Colias croceus (clouded yellow), 955 nucleotides. It is a transcript of the gene Fis1, whose product is annotated as mitochondrial fission 1 protein. NCBI's taxonomy places the organism in Eukaryota, Metazoa, Arthropoda, Insecta, Lepidoptera, Pieridae. Gene Ontology annotation, molecular function: protein binding. Bases 147 to 596 code for a protein of 149 amino acids. Gene Ontology annotation, biological process: autophagy of mitochondrion; peroxisome fission; mitochondrial fragmentation involved in apoptotic process. Gene Ontology annotation, cellular component: mitochondrial outer membrane; peroxisomal membrane. The transcript has 5 exons. The record is from RefSeq and is a predicted model, not a curated record.
AAUGAAUUGAACUUGAAUUGAACGAAAAGAAAAGUCAAUUUUUAUCAAUACCUACUGCCGCUGUGUCGUCGUCUUUUGAAUAAUUCGUACCUUGCUAUUAUGAUAUUUUAAUACUGAAAAUUAAAACGCAGUUCUAAUAUUUCAAUAUGGAUGAUGUUUUAGAUGAAGUUGUUUCGUCCGAAGAUUUGCAAAAAUUCGAGAAAGUCUACCAUGAGCAGCUUCAUCAAGGGACAGUAACGCACAAAGCACAGUUUGAGUAUGCGUGGUGUCUGGUUAGAAGCAAAUACGCGACUGAUAUCAGAAAGGGCAUACUGUUGUUGAAAGAUUUAUUCAACUCGCACGCUGAGGGCAAACGCGACUACCUGUUCUACCUUGCUAUUGGCAACGCUAGAAUUAAGGAGUACAAUAAGGCCCUCCACUAUGUCAAAGCAUUCCUUGAAAUUGAGCCCGCUAACCAGCAGGUUCUAGCUUUAGAGCGUCAAAUCAACAAGCGAAUGGAGAAAGAAGGCAUGAUUGGUAUUGCAGUGGCGAGCGGGGCGGUGCUGGCUAUCGGCGGGCUCGUCGGCCUCGGCAUCGCGCUCGCUAGUAAGAAAUAGCAUUUGGCCUUCUUAAUGAACGCUUUAGUCGGCGUUCAUUAUCUUCUCUCUAAAAAGAAACCAAAAGAAGAAUAAAGGCGACAUCUGCAAUUCACUGAACACCAAAAAUUUAUCCAAAUUAUCACCCUAACCGUAGUUCAUUUUUCUACGAAUUUGAAAUGCUUAGCCACUUUACAAAAAUGUUUAGAUCAAAUGAAUUUACUUGGGUUUUGUUUAAGAAAUUAAAUAUUUAUUAUUUAUUUUGUGUAAUAUGUGUAAUUUAUUUCUUAGUGUUAGGCUUCAAUGUAGUUAAGAUUAAAAUAUUAUAAUAUAUCAAUGUAUGUGAUUCCAUUAAAUAAAUAUGAUUUGUUUUUAUAUAA